AACUAGUCAAUUUGCGCAUGUGACUGCAAAUAUCAUUUUAAAUUUUUAUUUCCAAAACAAACCCCAUGUGGCAUAAGUUAGAAGCGACUCAUUGUGCUUCUCCGCUCUAAAACCCUACUCGCACACCACCGCUACAGUAUCUUCGAAACCCUAAUGGCAGCGAAAACCCUGGAAGAAUCGGACGUCGGAAUCUUCUGCUACAUCUCAAAGCUCCCUGGCUUUCGUGGAAUUCUCAAACAAAGGUAUUCUGAUUUUAUUGUAAAUGAAGUAGAUAAGGAAGGAAACGUUGUUCAUUUGACCUCAUUGGACGCUCCACCAGAGAUCAGUGAGGAAACCGUGACGAAGAUAGAUGAUACAGCUAAUAAUAAAAGUUAUGCUUCUGAAGUUGAUACUUUUAGAUCUUUAGCUGGUGACUCUGAUGCCAAGCGUUUGGAAGCUCUUAUUAGUCAAAUUAAUACUGGUGUUGAAGAAAGUGUUUCACCAAUCAUUCUCUCCCCAGAUUCUGAUAAAUCUCAUCGAACGGCAAUGCACAAUUUUUUUAAGCAAAAUUUCAAAUUCCUUGUCACCGAUGUGGUUGAUGGACCUGAUGCCUCAUCAAAAUGCAUCCGCGUGAGAUUAAAUACAGGAGGUCAUAAAAAUAAAGGCAGAAACUCCAAGAAACGGAAAGAAAGAGUCGAUAUGCCCUUUGAUAGCAGAGGCUCCGAAAAUUGGUCAGAGACUGAUGGCAAGUUCAUGAGAUUUCAUCUUUACAAGGAGAACAAGGAGACACAAGAAGCCUUAGGAGUGAUAGGAAAAAUGCUUGGCAUCCAGCCAAGAUCAUUUGGGUUCGCAGGUACGAAGGAUAAACGGGCAAUCUCUACUCAGAGGGUUACUGUUUUCAAGCAGCAUGCAACUAAAUUAGCUGCGCUUAAUGCAAGGUUGAUUGGUAUCAAAGUCGGUGACUUCUGCUAUGUCAGGGAAGGACUUCUUCUUGGCCAGCUCCUGGGAAACCGAUUUACUGUCACAUUGCGAGGAGUUGUUGCAGAUUCUGAAGAUACCAUCAAAUUAUCUGCAGAUGCCCUGGGAAAGCUUGGAUUUAUCAACUACUUUGGUUUACAACGUUUUGGAAGCGGUUCUGUGCCAACUCACCUAAUUGGGGCUACAUUACUUCGAGGAGAGUGGAAGAAUGCUGUAAGCAUGAUUCUCGAUCCAAGAGAAGGGGAACGAAAUCCUAUAGCAAAAGCGCGAGAAUAUUACAAAGAAAGUAACGACAUUGAAGGGACUCUGAGGCAGUUACCUCGGCAUCUGGUUGCGGAAAGGGCUAUAUUGCAGUGCUUGAAGAAAUGUCCUGGUAACUACUUGCAGGCUCUGAAAGCUAUACCUAGGACAUUGAGAAUGAUGUAUGUACAUAGUUACCAAAGCUAUCUGUGGAAUCAUGCAGCAAGUAUGAGGGUGCAAAAAUAUGGAAAUAAUCAAGUUGUGUUGGGGGACUUGGUAUAUCGUAAAGGAGAUGAUACUGAAAAGGUGACAGGACAUGUCGAUCCUGAAUGCGAAGAUGACAACCAUAACGAUGUAUAUGAUUCUAAAAAUCCAGAUGAAAUCUCUGAAACAGAUGUUCCUGAAGAAAGAAAUAACCUUAUAAAGGUUGUAACAACUGAAGAUAUUGUUACUGGAAAUUAUACAAUUGAAGAUGUUGUCCUCCCUAUGCCUGGUUCUAGGGUAGUUUAUCCAAAUAAUAGCAUUGCCAAUGUGUAUCAUGAUUUGGCGAAGAAGGAUGCUAUCAGCUUGACGGAAAGUGUACAUAGUGUCAAGGAAUUCUCCAUAACGAAUAUGACUGGAAGUUAUAGACGGGUGUUUCAAAAACCAGUUGACUUUGAAUGGGAAUUACUUGAAUAUACUGAUGGUGAUAUACCAUUAGUGGAGACAGAUUUGGACAAAAUUUCCGACUAUAAACCUAUGAAGAUGGUUCGAGUUGAGGACCCUGCUGAUGGAAAUGAGGGCAAAAUUGAUUGUGUAAAACAAGCUGAGGGGGUUGAAGAUGAUGAUGAGGCAGAGGAUGCCGGGGAAGAAUGUUUGCCAAAUAUUGAAUCUCAUUGCGGCUCUAAUUCUCAGAAAGCCCAGAUGGCCCUGAAGUUGAGCUUUACCCUGCCAUCUUCCUGUUAUGCAACGAUGGCAAUAAGAGAGCUUCUUAAGACCUCAACAUCUGUUGCAUUUCACAAAACAUUAAACUAGUGGCACAUUGUUGCCCCGUUGAUGAGAAUCCUACUGAUGGUUUUGUAAGGGACUAAAGUACUAACUUGUAUGAGUCGAGGAAGAACUAGUGGGGAGGAGAAAACAAGGGACGCUCAAUACUGCAAUGCGUUACAGAUUUGUAUGUAUUGUCCUUUCUGUUUUAGGAUUUAAUCCUCUUGAUGUUCGCUGGAUUCAUGCAUUCACUUGUGACAGCAAAACUGAACUAUGCAUUCAUUAUUAAUAAACUAUUUGGAGCCUGGGAGUGGAACCGAGGGACAUUUUUCCA
Juglans microcarpa x Juglans regia is the source of this 2497-nucleotide messenger RNA. RefSeq names its product multisubstrate pseudouridine synthase 7. Bases 154 to 2211 code for a protein of 685 amino acids. The record is from RefSeq and is a predicted model, not a curated record. Gene Ontology annotation, biological process: pseudouridine synthesis. Gene Ontology annotation, cellular component: nucleus. NCBI's taxonomy places the organism in Eukaryota, Viridiplantae, Streptophyta, Magnoliopsida, Fagales, Juglandaceae. The transcript is spliced from 20 exons. Gene Ontology annotation, molecular function: RNA binding; pseudouridine synthase activity.